Molecule: messenger RNA, 1179 nt
Organism: Sungouiella intermedia
Lineage: Eukaryota; Fungi; Ascomycota; Pichiomycetes; Serinales; Metschnikowiaceae
Source: the annotation of a GenBank genome assembly
AUGAAGUCCUCUCCAGUUGAAGUCUCCUUCGAUACAUCCAGUCUACUAGACGAAUGCCACCUCGAUGUCCAUGACCUCUUGCCAGAAGACUCUGCAUGCUCUCCCACCAAGAAGUCUGGCCAUGCCUUUGGCUCCAUCCAGCUGCUUUCCGCCACUCCAACCCCUGACUUGCUGUGUGGGAUGUCGCUGAUGACCUCAGAUUUGUUCCAAGCUACUUACCACCUCCGAAACAGUGCCUCUUCCGGUGAUUUGCUCGAAGAAAGACCUCUCCACAACGACAAGAUAGAGAAGCUUCUCGAUCUGCUAAAAGAAGGCAACGACGACUUCGAGUUGGACGAUCAGCUCCGAACUCGGGUGUUCAAGGGCCGCUUCUCGCGGCGUACAGACCCGCUCGAUGGCGACCUUGAUUCGUAUCUCCAUACAAAGUUGCAUAAUGACAAUAAAGAGAAUGUUUCGCCGGAGCCUUCGAAGAAGCGGAAGGAUGGUUCAGCACUUCGGCCGGCUAAGAGACACAAGGGUGCGUCAACUGUACUACAGGCGCUUCCCAAUGCCAGCAACAUGGCACACAGCACCAACAUCUCCAAUAACACAUGCAACAACAACAUUGGCGACUCCACAGCAGAGAAGGGACAUAAAAAGAGAUUGUCACAGAAACAGGCGCUUCAGCCACUUCUGAUCCCGCAACUUCUGCUUCAACCACUCCAAUUACAGCCAACACAACCAUUACAGUUACAAUCAUCACUUCCAGCCCUACGGUCCCCAAACCGAAUCUGCAUGCCCAAAUCGAGUCGCAUAGUAAAACCACAGCAUCUGGUACUCAAGCCUCUGAACAAGCUCGAUAUCUACUUGGUUGACUCGCUGACAGGGCUCGUGAACGAUGCAACUCAGUUUGGCACGGAACUCAACGCGUCCAAUUGCGAGGGAUUCCCAAUGCCCGAGGACGUCAAUGAGAUCGUCCAGAUCCCCACUAACGAGACAGUCCCAUCAAGCGAGCAGCAAAAAAUGGCGCUCAUCAAGGCAUACCAUAGCACUCGAGUGGUCAGUCUGUCCUCCGACAGUUGCUACCGAGGCUUCUACAACAAAAAAGAGUUUGACGAGUAUGUGCGCAUGGGAAAGACCGAGGCCAAGGCUCAUGAGGAGAAGAGAAGGGUUCGUUGGGCAGAGGACUUGGAGUGGUAA